Molecule: messenger RNA, 318 nt
Organism: Plasmopara halstedii
Lineage: Eukaryota; Oomycota; Peronosporomycetes; Peronosporales; Peronosporaceae
Exons: 1
Coding region: 1-318 (105 amino acids)
Source: RefSeq, a predicted model, not a curated record
AUGGAUUCUACUUCAAGCAUGCCCGCGCUGCCAAAUAAGUCGAUCGUCCACUUCAUCACGAACAAUUAUGGCUGGACAUUUAAUUUAAUCACGACUCAUUUAAUGUGGUGGAUCGUGGGUUUUCCAAUCGCGCUCGAAUAUGGCUACUCCAGUGACGCGUAUGACGGUAAAGGGGCGUUACCUUCGGGUCCCGAAGGUUCUGGAGUGUACAUUGUUACGCUAUUUGUCUGCGCUCUUUGCACUGUCGUCUAUAUCACGCGCUUAGCCUCAUAUUUUGACUGGUUUAGCCCUCCUGCUGCCAAGGAGCACACGGAAUGA